This is a messenger RNA of Hemibagrus wyckioides, 1549 nucleotides long. RefSeq names its product claudin-4-like. The record is from RefSeq and is a predicted model, not a curated record. Gene Ontology annotation, molecular function: structural molecule activity. The transcript has a single exon. NCBI's taxonomy places the organism in Eukaryota, Metazoa, Chordata, Actinopteri, Siluriformes, Bagridae. Gene Ontology annotation, cellular component: plasma membrane; bicellular tight junction. The coding region runs from base 144 to 818 and encodes 224 amino acids. Gene Ontology annotation, biological process: bicellular tight junction assembly; cell adhesion.
GAGCCACUGAAUGUUUUGAAACCAUGGAUAAAAAACAGCAGUGAAUACUCUGUGGUCUCCACACCCACAGCUGGAAUGCAGAUAGCCUGGUUUGCUGCAGCAGUGAACUCGCAUUGUCUUUGUGUUCCUCACUGAAAUUAAUCAUGGAGAAGUGGCAGAGGGUUUUCGAGCAGGCCAGUGUCGGGGUUGCUGUCUCUGGCUGGAUUUGUGCUAUUUUGACCAGGACCCUGUCCGUGUGGAACGUGACUGGAGCUGUCGAUAACACAACAGACACUCUGUCAUUGUACUGGGAUGGAAUCUGGUUGAACUGGCAGGAACCGAGGGUAGGAGACUUGCAUUGCCACUUCUAUCAGUCGCUUUUGUCCCUGGCUGGCCGCUUUAACUCCUGGAAAAUAUCUCUUAAUGUUUUGAUUGGACUCGGUGUUAUUCCCAUAGUGCUCUACAUAGUGGCCUUGACUGUGUUCGCUCAGAACGUGCGAAUCAAGGCAGCAGCUGGAUUUGUUUUCGUUUUAUCCGGGCUGCUGAUGCUGGUGAUUAUGAGCUGGAUCACUCAUGCCACAAACAGUGAUUUGGACACAUCCAUUCCUUUAAAAAGGGAAUGGGGGGCAUCGUUAUACUCCGGCUGGAUUGGUACGGUUUUGUUUCUGAUUGGAGGAGGAGUGCUGAGUACUUGGUGGUUUAAAUCAGCUCCAGAGCCACAGGAACAAUUAAGAAGCACACAAGCAGCGGCAAUGCCAGAAGCAGAGGAUCCGCUCUUUGCUAGGCAUCAUGCUGCGUUUAUUCCAAGUCCAUACAGGCAAACCACCAGACCUAUUUGAACUCUUACUAAACUCAUGAUACUGUAAAACCUGCUAUGCACUGCUGACAUAAUUUUGUACACUUGAGACUGUGUUUGAAUUGACUAAAACCCUGAUAAGGAACAUCUUGCAGAUUAUUCCAUCUGAUUGUCCGUUUAAGAGCACUUUAUGGUUUGAAACUUUAAAAUCUUAUAUUUCAUUAUUCACAGUAGCAGUGUCUAAUAUUUCAAAGUCUGUUCAAACCGCAGUUCCCAAAUAUACAUUGUUAAUUCUAUAAUUUAUUGCUGUAAUACAGCCUCCUCAAUGCAGGCUUCACUGUUUAUAGUUUACAAGUUAGUGAUGUGCAUAAGAAGUGAUUUACUUUCAUUUUUAUAUGCACUUUUUGUACAUCCUGCUUUUGGAUAAACUUUGUUGUAAGUCAGAUAUAUGGCACAAAUUUAAGAAGGCAGAACAUACUGGGUGCAGGGGAAAAACUUAAAAGAGCAGGUUGUAAAUAUUUACACCCCCAGUGUUGAACCUUGCACGUCUCAUUUGAAAGAAUAGUUUAAGUUAUGUUCCAGCUGGGGGCGGGGCUAAUUUCUGGGCCAUAAAAUUGUAAAAACAGAAUUCUGAAAUCUAAAGAUUGCAAAAAGUUUCUGGGAGAUCUUGGGUGUGAUAUAAAUAAUACAAACAUAUUUAAAUAUUACAAACUGCACCUUUAAGUCAAGAGACUGGAGUGAUGGGAAGGGGCAGGGAAAACAUCUCUCAUGGGG